Messenger RNA from Penicillium alfredii, 465 nucleotides. Its product is annotated as DsbA family protein. NCBI's taxonomy places the organism in Eukaryota, Fungi, Ascomycota, Eurotiomycetes, Eurotiales, Aspergillaceae. The transcript has 2 exons. The record is from RefSeq and is a predicted model, not a curated record. Bases 1 to 465 code for a protein of 154 amino acids.
AUGUUCAUCACCCUUGAUACUCUUCGACCCAUGAUCGCCCAGCGGUAUAACCCCAGGCUCCAGGUGAUCUUCCGACAGCAUAUUCAACCCUGGCAUCCCUCGUCUACUCUCACACACGAAGCUGGAGCGGCUGUCCUUCGGGUAACCCCCGAGAAAUUCUGGGACUUCAGCGCCGCUCUAUUCAAGCGCCAGACCGAGUUCUUCGAUGUGAGCGUUGUAAAUGAAACGCGCAACAAGACAUACGAACGGCUGGCCAAGAUUGCAGGGGAGGUUGGCGUGGAUCAAAAGAAGGUGCUUGAUUUGCUGAUUAUUAGUGAGACGCCCAGGGACGAUGGGCAGUUGAACUCGGGCAACCAAGUGACAAACGACAUCAAGUGGAUGGUCAAGGGGGUGGAAGAACGGGGGAUUAGCAGCAGUUUCACUGCCGCCCAGUGGGAAGAAUGGUUGGCCAAAAACGUGGUUUGA